UUCAAAAAAUGUGCGGAUUCGCCACGUGUCCAUCCACGUUUCCGUACUCCCCUCCCUCCCUCCCGCAACGUCGCUCUUCUCCGUUCCUAUCUAUGGCAGCAUCCCACACACACACAUACACAAUUCCUCAUUUAUUAUCCGUAACUAUGCGACGUCCAUUACGGCUCCGCACUCCUAAUUCAUGUAAAUUUCCCUCCCGCGUUUCCUGAAGAAAUGCUGCUGUCGUUGCGCUGUGAUUCAGAGAAAAAAUAAUGUCUAACAAUCGGCGAAACCCUCCCGGGAUUCUCCUGAUUCGGAGCCUCCGAGGAAAGGAUUGGAGCCUAAAAACCUACAGAUACGUCGUUUUGUUGGUUACAUUCGUAGCGUAUACCGCUUAUCAUGCUUCUAGAAAACCUAGUAGUAUAGUCAAGAGCGUGCUAGAUCCAGGGCAGCAGGUUAAUUGCACCGGAAUCCGGCCGUGGCCGGUUGGGGAAAUGUUUAUUGAGAGGGAGCCGGUGAUGAUGGUGAUGAAGUAUCAGGGAUGGGCUCCGUUCAAUGGCAAGGAUGGGACAUGGAGAUUGGGGGCGAUCGAUUUGGCGUUUCUAGGUUGUUAUGCGAUGGGGAUGUACGUGGCUGGGCAUUUGGGGGAUAAAUUGGACCUUCGGAUGUUUCUGACGACUGGAAUGGUUGGGAGUGGGAUAUUCGUAGGGUUGUUUGGGAUGGGUUAUUUUUGGGAUGUUCACGUUUUCGCCUUUUAUUUGGCGAUGCAGAUGAUUGCAGGGCUGUUCCAAGCCACGGGGUGGCCUUCGGUUGUUGCUGUGAUUGGGAAUUGGUUUGGGAAGAGGAAGAGGGGAUUGAUAAUGGGUGUGUGGAAUGCUCAUACUUCCAUUGGGAAUAUUACUGGAUCAUUGCUUGCCGCUGGCGUGUUGCAGUAUGGGUGGGGAUGGUCUUUUAUUCUUCCUGGGGCGUUUAUAUUUGUGACUGGGAUAUUAGUGUAUCUCUUCUUGCCUGCUUACCCCGAAGAUAUUGGAUUUCCUAGCCCCAACGAUUCACAUGGGAAGGCUGUGGUUUCGCCUCAAGAUGAAGAGGCCCAGAGAUUGAAAGAUAGUUUGAUUGGAAAUGGGCAUAAUUCGGGCCAGCUGAGCUCUGGGAAUAGGAAAAGUAUUGGACUCCUUGAAGCUUGUUUGAUACCUGGAGUUAUUCCGUUUGCACUCUGUCUCUUCUUUGCAAAGCUGGUUGCAUACACGUUCCUGUAUUGGCUGCCUUACUACCUUAGUCAGACUGCUGUUGAGGGACAGUUUAUGUCAGUGAAGUCUGCAGGAAAUCUUUCUACUUUAUUUGAUGUCGGAGGAAUAAUUGGUGGAAUUUUAGCUGGUUAUAUAUCCGACAAGCUUAGAGCUCGGGCUACUACUGCUGCUAGCUUCAUGUACACUGCAAUACCUGCUAUGCUUCUUUACCGUAGAUAUGGAAGUAUUUCAAAAGCCAGCAACGUUGCUCUUAUGAUGAUAGCUGGUUUACUUGUAAAUGGACCUUAUGCACUUAUUACAACUGCAGUCUCUGCUGAUCUUGGCACUCACAGUUCUUUAAAAGGCGAUUCUCGAGCAUUGGCAACAGUUACAGCAAUAAUUGAUGGUACUGGAUCUAUUGGUGCUGCCUUAGGUCCUCUUCUCACUGGAUUUCUUUCUUCACAGAGUUGGGAUGCAGUUUUCUAUAUGCUUAUACUUGGUGCUUUUGCUGCUGGUCUGCUUCUUACUCACUUGGUAAUUGCGGAAAUUAAAGAGAAAUUCUCCAAACAGUUGUCCUCUGAACAAAAUGAUAAUUCAGGUGAAGCAUCUCGGCCCCUUUUGUCUGAUCAAAGGCGUUGAGCAUCAGCAUCGACAUCUUGAUACGAAGAGAGAACUGAGAAAAGAGUUGGUUUUACACGUUACCUGGUAGGUUGCAUGAAACAAAAAGUAGUAUAAUUCAACGCUCUAGAAAGUAGUAACUUAUGAAAUAGUUGUGUAUGCUUAUUAUAUAUAGUGUCAUGUUACGAGAAGGCCUCAUCAGCUUGGACUACUUCUGCUGAUAUUCUUCCAUCUCAUUUUGCCGCUGAUGGAAGAAAGGGUUUGCCUCAAAUUCUUGUCAAUGUAGUUUUGUAGGCUCUCUUUUUUGUUUUUUUUUUUGUUUUAUGCGACUAAAGAUUUUGUCCUUUUUCUUCAAUGCAUUGCUAGUGAAAACUCUCGUGCAAUUUCUUUUAUGCGGGGGAUCAUUUUAUGGUGUCUCUGGUAA
Salvia miltiorrhiza (redroot sage) is the source of this 2247-nucleotide messenger RNA. Its product is annotated as putative glycerol-3-phosphate transporter 4. Gene Ontology annotation, molecular function: transmembrane transporter activity. NCBI's taxonomy places the organism in Eukaryota, Viridiplantae, Streptophyta, Magnoliopsida, Lamiales, Lamiaceae. Bases 252 to 1844 code for a protein of 530 amino acids. The transcript is spliced from 3 exons. The record is from RefSeq and is a predicted model, not a curated record. Gene Ontology annotation, cellular component: membrane. Gene Ontology annotation, biological process: transmembrane transport; phosphate ion homeostasis.